ACGAAAUUAGAGUAUAUGCAUAGCCAUAGCGCUUCUGAACAAAAAUCUUCACCCAAACCGGAACCUGUCUGCUUCACCCCGCUCUUCCUACUCCCCGUAGGAAAAAGAAUAUUUAACGCAGCAGCUCCUAGUCCCCAGCGAUGUGCUCGGGACGACAGGCAGGGGCAGGCGCCGAGGGGCCGGCGCGGGGACUGUCCCGGGCUGACCCGGGCGGCCGCAGGGCGGCUUGGCCGCGGGCUCCGUCCCCUCCCGUCACCUCACUCCCGUCCCGCCCGCGCCGCCGCCCCCGGGCGGGGGAGCCGCCCGCCGCGUCCCAUAAAGGGCGGCCGCGGCCCCGGCGGCGUUCGCUGCGGAGCGGAGCCCGGGUGCUGCCUCUGGACGGCCGCUGGCCCUGGACACGCAGGCUCCUCCCGGACAAAGCCGGAUUCCCCGUCGAGUCGCUGCCAUGGCCUCCGUCCCGUCCGCCGGCUGCCUCCUGGCCAAGAACCAGUACUACAGGAACUGAACUCUGAAUCCAGCGUUUCUUCCAGCUCCUCCUGCUGUUUGGAUGCUGUGAACAUCACAGACCAGGACAAAGCGUUGCAUGGGUUACCAGAGCUAAUUGAUAAACAUUGGUGGAUAAAAAGCUUCUUCCACAGUGAGCCCUCUCCACCAACUGUUGGCAGAAAAACACUCUCAGCAAGCAGUACCAACAGUUGAAAAGGACAGUGUGAUGGCUUUUCUGACUGAGAUGCUACGUACAGACUUGUUUUUCCAAGAGGCUUGGGAUCUUCCUAAUGUCUGGAUUCAGCUGCAAGAAGAAAACAAAACCUUUAGGAGAGUGGAAAAGUGUAUUUUCAAAAUAUUUUUUCAGUAGCUAAAAUGAUAGUGCUUAAUGGACAUAUCCAUGGCCUACUGUGUUCUUUCCAGAUUUGCCAUAAUUUGUGAUGUCUCUCUAAUGAAAGCUUCCAGGAAUAAACAUCCUGAUGACUUGAGUAAUUAGAGAAAAGUGACAGAAAAAAUAAGACAUCAUAGAUUUAGGAGGAAGAUGUGUAUUGAAUGACUUUGCAAUAGGUGAUUCAGUUAAGUUGCCUUUAAGAUACCAGCUCUAUAGGCAGUCACACUGAUGUAAACAAGAUUCAGAUCUAUAUUGCAGAGUAGGACUUCUGUGUGGCACGUGUCCUUUAUCCAGUAUUUGUGUACCAGUUACAGGGUGUAAGUUUACAAGAAUGCUGGUCAACAGCUUUGCUUUUAGCAAGCCCAAUUAUAUGAACAAGCAAUAAUCAGUUUGGUUUCUUUGAUCAAACGGAGUGCAUAGAUCCCAACUUCAAAUACCCAGGUAUCACUUUCAUUCCUACCUAUAUAUGCUGGUAUUUGAGGACAGAAUAGAGGAGAUGCUCAAAAAACCAGUAAUCCUAAUGGAAACUGACCUCUUCCAGAGAGAAGAACAACCUUCAUCAGAGUUGAUACUUCUAGUUCAUUUUAGAUUUCUUCUGCCUGCUUUGUUGUGGCUUAAAGAUCUACUUGCUCCUAAGUGACUGAUUCUAUCAAUAUUCUGCUGUCUGGCAGAUUAGUUAUGAGGGCUGGAUCUGGCAAAGGAUUCCACUCAAAGUAAUCACAUUAUUGUUGUUAUCCAACUGUGCCUUUGUCAUGCUCUUGAAAGGCACUAUAACAUUGCAAUGCUGAAGACUAAAUGAAGCUAAUUAGCAUAAUUGUUUAUUCUACUGGGCAUGACUGAAAUGCUUCAAGGAUUAUGGAAAAUAACAAGUAUUUGGCUGGAUGAUAACCUUUGUGACAAGUAUCUAUGCAACUUUUUGAUGUACUGUCAUUAAACCUGCUGGAUAUUUGUCCAUCACUGGAUGAACUAACAGUAGCAAACAUUAAUGUGGGCAACAUCUUUUUAUUGUAAGCUAUUGACUGUCAUAGUUAUGCAUAACUACAAGGUGUAUCAAGUGGUUGCUUCAGGGAGUUUACAGUCUUGGUAGAGGCAAUAAAGGCAUGGCAGAUGACAACAGAAAAGAGCACAAUUCUGAAAACAUGAUUUCAAGGGUCUUUAAAUUGACUUGUGUCUUACUUUACUGCUAUUGUCUAGUUUCAUCUUUGUCUGUUCUCUAAGUAUACAGAAUGACCUUUUUUAUACUAAGAUUUUUUUUAUUAAUAAAGAUUUAAUCAG
Motacilla alba alba is the source of this 2152-nucleotide messenger RNA. RefSeq names its product pancreatic progenitor cell differentiation and proliferation factor like (gene PPDPFL). The record is from RefSeq and is a predicted model, not a curated record. Gene Ontology annotation, biological process: cell differentiation; multicellular organism development. The transcript has 5 exons. Lineage: Eukaryota; Metazoa; Chordata; Aves; Passeriformes; Motacillidae. The coding region runs from base 16 to 699 and encodes 227 amino acids.